Molecule: messenger RNA, 1339 nt
Organism: Sitophilus oryzae (rice weevil)
Lineage: Eukaryota; Metazoa; Arthropoda; Insecta; Coleoptera; Curculionidae
Product: inositol 2-dehydrogenase-like
Exons: 7
Coding region: 104-1267 (387 amino acids)
Biological process (GO): NADPH regeneration
Cellular component (GO): cytoplasm
Molecular function (GO): nucleotide binding; oxidoreductase activity
Source: RefSeq, a predicted model, not a curated record
AAAGGUUAUCAUUACAAAUAAGGAUAACAUUUGCAAAAAAACGGCUUUAAAACUUUAUAAAAGUUUGCUUGUCUAAAAUCAUGGUCAGUUUCAAAAUAAUACAAUGGCAACCAACAAAUACCAACUACCUUCACCAUAUGUUACUGCCUCACCAUUACAACCAACAGAAGACGAAGUUUAUUAUAGACAUUUGGACGACUUGAAAUUAGAAUCACCCAAACAAAACACCAAAUACGGUGUAGCUAUUUUUGGCGUUGGACGUGCAGGCACAAUUCAUUUGAGAAACAUACUUAACAAUAGAAGACUGGAUUUGUUGUAUAUCGUCGAGGAUGAAGAAGACAGACUUGAGAAAAUUGAAAAAUAUUAUUGCCUUGAUCCUAAAAGUGUAAGACUGAUUAGUGGGAAGCAAAGUUCUUUAGUGUACAGCGAUCCUAAAGUACGCUUUGUGGUUGUAUCAACGCCUACUGAUACACACGAAGCGAUCAUAGAUCAAGCCUUGAAGCAUAACAAAGCUGUGUUUUGUGAAAAACCAAUCUCAAGCGAUGUAGGAGUUACCGUUAAGUUGUUUGCCCUGGCUCGCCAAGUUAACCAACCCCUGUUCAGUGCUUUUAACAGACGUUUCGACCCAUCAUAUGCCAAUAUCAGGAAGAGAGUUAGAGCUGGUGAAGUGGGCAAGGUACUAACUGUCAAAGUAUGCAACCGGGAUGCACCCAUGCCCUCAUUAGAAUUUUUGAAGAUAUCAAGUGGUGUCUUCUACGAUGCCUUCGUUCAUGACGUCGAUCUAGUCCUAUAUUCACUGGGGGAACUACCCGACAAGGUUGUGUCUUUUUCGCAUGCCACCGUCCCUGAAAUCAAGGCCCUUGGCGACUACGACAAUGUUUCGGUUCUUUUGUCGUUUCCCAGUGGCACAAACGGGAUAAUAGAUCUUUGUCGACAAUGUAGCUAUGGUAAUGAACAACGAUUGGAAGUUUUUGGUGAAAAAGGAAUGCUUAAGGCGGAAAACAGAGCUGCAUUGGGCAACGUCGAACUGUACACGUUAGAAGCUGUCAGCAAAGGUCCCAUUGACUAUUCAUUUCCAUCCAGGUAUAAGGAGGCCUACGAAAGGGAAUUACAGCAUUUUGUAGACGUUCUUGAUGGCACUGCAACGAUUUUGGUUACCGAAAAAACUACAAUGGCCGUUUCCAAGAUAGCCACUGCCGUGGAGGAGUCCGCCAGAACAGGGAAAAUCGUACAACUGAGAUGGACAGCAGAUGAAGCCAUUGAAUAAGAAUUUUUUUAGAAAAAUUGAAUGUCUAAAUAAAUUUAUAGAAUAAAGACUGUGUUUAAAAUAAAUUGAUAA